Messenger RNA from Erigeron canadensis, 1077 nucleotides. RefSeq lists its product as uncharacterized. The transcript is spliced from 7 exons. Gene Ontology annotation, cellular component: RNA polymerase I complex. Gene Ontology annotation, biological process: DNA-templated transcription initiation. The record is from RefSeq and is a predicted model, not a curated record. The coding region runs from base 55 to 765 and encodes 236 amino acids. NCBI's taxonomy places the organism in Eukaryota, Viridiplantae, Streptophyta, Magnoliopsida, Asterales, Asteraceae.
UUGGGGGUAAAACUAAAAAAAAAAAGAAAAAAAAAACCCGAAGCGUGAAAUCAAAUGGAAGAAUCCGGUAUGGAAUUGGGGUUGAAGGUAUCAGAUGCAGAAUUGGUGUUGUAUCUUCAUCCUUCCAAGUCCAAAAAUGUCACUCACGCCAUCUUUGAUGAACUCAGCUCCAUGCUUUUCAAGUUCAAUGAAACAUUUGAUGGUGUUUUAUUGGCAUACAGUGCUUUUACAAAAGAUGAGUCUGCUAAAAUCCUUCCAGGCCUAAAUCCUUAUUUUGGUGUGAAACUUCAGGCACAACUAUUACUUUUUUAUCCAAAACCAGACAUGCUUUUAGAAGGAAAGGUGGUGAAACUUGGGGAGCACUCUAUACACGUUGUUGUUCUUGGUUUUUCAUCGGCGACUAUUAUAGAUGAAGACAUUCGUGAAGAAUUCAGUUACAAAGUUAAACACGGGAAGGAAGUUUUUGCUAGCUCCUUAAAUAGACGCCAUAAGAUAGAGAUUGGAACCAUUGUACGUUUUGUGGUCAAGAGUUUUGAUGAGGAAAUACUUCAUAUAUCGGGAUCUUUAGUUCCACCCAACACAGGAAGUGUCAGCUGGCUGGAUAAACCUUUAGAAGAGGCAGAUACUACUACGAGUACUAUCAAGAAGAGGAAAGAACAUAAUAUGGAGAAUGACAAUGUGUCACUUUACAAUGAUUCUGUAUCUUUGAAAAGUGAUAAGCAGAUUAAGAAGUCGAAGAAACACUCCAGUGGCAAACCAAGAUAACUCCCCAAAUUUGGGACCCAACUAUUGGUAUUUAACAAAUUGGUUCAAGUUUUGCAAAAUCAGAUGUUCCUGAGAAAAAAAGGAGGUUAUACAAUGGGAGAUUUAUUGCUGAUACUUGGAUUCUCAGUUGCACCGACCUCAAUAUAUGAUGGCGCCAAAUGACAUAUGUACCAUCUUCAGAAACUGCUUUUGCGUUAGUACUGAAUACUGAUCGAUUAGUUUAAAUGCAUGUCUGCAGGUUUUUGUAAUAUUUUACUUUUCAUCAUUAGUAGUAACAUUACAUCUAACAUCCAUAACUUAUCAAUUUUCUUA